Molecule: messenger RNA, 2474 nt
Organism: Stegodyphus dumicola
Lineage: Eukaryota; Metazoa; Arthropoda; Arachnida; Araneae; Eresidae
Biological process (GO): centrosome cycle
Molecular function (GO): protein binding
Source: RefSeq, a predicted model, not a curated record
CUUGUUGUCAUUUAGAACUCGUGUGGCGCGUAGCGAACUGCUUUGUGAGUUUUCGGAGAGUGAGAGUCAGUGAGCGAAAGAGAGAUUCGUAGCAAUUUUUUUCUCUUUAAUUUAGUUCGUAAUUUUUUCUGAUUCGUUGCUGUUGUUAAAAAGUCUGGUGUGUGACGCGUUUGCUGGACCAUUGUUAGGAUGCUGUAGUGAUUUAGGUGAAAGCUCAACCGUUUCAAAAAAAGUGUGUUUUUAUAAUCCCUUUCCGAACGGAAUCGAGUUUGAAGAAGUCAGCAGAGCCGUUAUUUUAUUUUUCCAAGAACUUUGCUAAGCAGAGCUGCGAGGGAGACUCCUCCCAACUGUAUGGACGUCACCCCUUCGGCGAAAUUCAUCUCCAAGCCCCGCUCCUCUCGGUCCCGCCAUGGCUCCCUCAAGGGCGGCUCCACGCGACGACCCCCGAGCCCGGAUAGCGCAUGCGAGCACGAUGGAGAGUGGGUAGGUGGCGCCAUCUCGGGACCGGAAGACGUAAACAGUGACAUGUCGGAGGAAGGCAGCGAGAAAACGCGAAAAGGCGCAAGACGGAAGAUUGAAUCGGCCGUCCUGCGGCGGCAGUCGGGCGAAACUACGGCUGUGCUCAAAGGUGCAGCGUGCCAAGAUAGCGAUGUGGACUCUGGUAUCGUGGCUUACAGGAAACCAGGCCAGAGAAUAGGUUCUACAUCCUCAGCUGACACGGACAGCAGUCAAGAAUCCAGACGGCGAAUAGAGUAUUCACCUCCCAUCCAGAAAAAUGAUCUUCCCAAAUCUCGUAGUUGCAAUGGAUCACUGAGGGUUGCAAAGCGUACAAGCUGCCCUAAUCAGCAGGGAGGACCGAUCAAAGCUGACCAUUCGGCUUUGAAAGAAUGUAACAGGCGACCGCCGACCCCGUUAACUGUCUUUCCGGAUUCUCACCACUGCGUACGGUUUGACGAACAGCUCCAGCUAUCCGAACAAAACCUUCGACGGUCUUGUCGGAAACUCUUCGCUACUCUUUAUGCCCAACGGUUCUCCUAUCCUGUCCAGCAAAGUGGUUCUAUACAAGCUCGGAACAUCACUCCAGGAUCUACCAGGAUUCGAAGUCGGACUGCGCCGGAGCUUGAUCUCCGGCGCUACAGUCCUGUGUCCGUUGGUGGUCAGUCUAGGCAUAUACAGAGCUACAAAGAAAACUUCGGGCCAGUGGAAAAUCAUAGGGCUGGAGGUUUACCGUGGGCUGUUUGCAGCGUUCCAAAAGCUACGACUGAUGUCAGUCUCAGCGGGCAGGUACUUUCUUCUCCUCCCCCUUCACAAGUUCAUCGCUAUAAUUUUCAUAUGUAUAACAGAGUUCCAAUGGAUUUAGACAAUAAAGUAGCUUCCCGGACGCCAUCUACGGACAGCGGACUAGGCAGUAGCAGCCAAUGUACUUGUCACAGCCGCCAAACACAUAUCUCUCUAUCAUCUAGUCAAUCAAACACCUCACAGUGCACAUGUCGCUGUUGCAAUUGUGUGCAACAAGUGCCACGGGUACUCGAUGGAACAGCCGGGCUGUUUAAAAGUAGUAGCUGUUCCACAUUAUCCAGCGUUCUAUCCCAUCAGAGCAGACCUCAACUGACUCAAUUCCCUCCAAGGACUAUGCGCAGACCUCUCUCUCCAGGUGAGCCAGAUUCUAAACUGAAUCUGCUACAGAAAACUUCCAGCUGUUCCAACUUGCUCGAUAAGGUAUCUGGCAAUUAUCAGAUUGCCAACGUACCAGUGUAUAGUGACAGCAUGGUCCACGCCUAUGCUCAGAUCGCUUCUGUUAUUCCCGAUGGUGUAAAGUCGUGCAGUAGUUCUCAGGGUGGACGUCGUGCCCAGACUCUGGGAAGAAUCAAAUAUACAAAUGAAAACAUCUAUGAUUCUUUACGCCCUCUCGAUACUAUGAGUACGCUGUCAUCGUCCAAGUCAGAGCCACCGCUUUCUAUAGCGGCUAGGACAGAUUAUCACUCAAUGAACAGCAGUACCAUCAAAGAUCUUGACAAUCAAAGGACAGCUCACGAAACUUCUAGCGGCGAAUUAAUGCGAGAUUCAGAUACUAAAAGCACGCAUUCAGCUGAAAUCUACAGCCAAAUAACAGAUAACACGAGACAGUCCCUGAGGCAGAACAGGUUAAAUCCUAACCAAAGACCAAAAAAUGUUGGAGUUGUGUCACCUAGUUGUGGACAAAGUACUGUGUAUCUGAAGUCUGCUCUGAAGAAGCCUACCCAGUCAGCUAUGCAGCAUGUAAACGAAAUGAAGAGUUCCGAAUCCGAAGUGGCCCUCAAUGGGAAUCUAAACAGGCUUGCUGAAGUGGAAUACGCCGUCGUGGACAAAUCUAAGAAGAACAAGUUUACUAGUUUACCAGCUUUAAACGGAUAUAACGGAACGCCCGGUGUUGCCACAGACACGGAAGACAAAGACCAUCCACCCGUACCUCCAAAGAAACUUUUGCAUAAAAG